Molecule: messenger RNA, 1428 nt
Organism: Physeter macrocephalus (sperm whale)
Lineage: Eukaryota; Metazoa; Chordata; Mammalia; Artiodactyla; Physeteridae
Gene: RTP4
Product: receptor transporter protein 4
Biological process (GO): detection of chemical stimulus involved in sensory perception of bitter taste; protein targeting to membrane; protein insertion into membrane
Cellular component (GO): cytoplasm
Molecular function (GO): olfactory receptor binding
Source: RefSeq, a predicted model, not a curated record
AGGAACUCUUCAGCCAAUCUAUGAUAAGGCACCAACUGUUGAUGAAAGCCUAGAGGUCACCACCCUGUGUGACUUGGUUAUUGUCAACAUGGACUCCAGGCCUCAGAGCAAGAGAAUGGUUUUGGAUGUUGGGACAUGGGAGCAGACAUUUCAAGAACUGAUCUGGCAGGAGAAACUCCAGGCAAGAUGGACCCUGAAGAUGGAUGGGAACCUUCGGCCAGACUGUGCAGCCCUAGGGUGGAAGCAAUACAAGCAGAGAGCAUUUGGCAGGUUCUGGUGUUCCUCAUGCCGUCGAAGCUGGGCUUCCGCCCAAGUGCAGAUCCUAUUUCACAUGUACCUGGAGCACCAGAAGUCCCAGGGGAAGGUGCUUGUGCGGCUCUUUGGUCAGAGGUGCCGGAAGUGUUCCCAGUCUCAAUUUGAGAAGCCUGAGUUCUCCCUGGAUAGCACCAAGAGGAUUCUGAACAACCUGGUACAGCGUAUUCUGGAGAGAUUCUACAGAAAUGGCAUCAGGAAGGUUUUGGAGAUACCAGUAAUCCAGGAGGUGCCUUUGGAUGGGCACCAUGAUAUGGCCAAUUGUGAGGCAUGUGCUCUGGGCUUCUGUAUACAGAACUUACAAAACUGCAUGACAGAGCCAGCCAAAUCCUCUCUCUCCUACAUGAAGACUGGGAGCUCCUCUCCUCACCUUGGUGACGUGUGUGGCCAAAACCGAGCUAGGAACCAGUCAUCUGAGGCAAAGGAGACUCAGGGAAGUGGGUAUUCCUGCGCCCAUAAAGGCCCAGGACCCAGCCAUGCCACUGCUGGGAUCCAAGUGCCUGGGGCAGGCCCUCAGCGCAAAUGGGAGACGGGCCGACUGCUCACACCAGGGGCAGACCAGCAGGCUGCACAGGAAACAGGCCCACAGCCCAUCCAAGUAGCAGGAUCACUUCCCCCAGGGUGGACAGACCCACGGCCCAGACAAGCAAUAGGUCCAUUACCUAAAGGGUUGGCACAUUCACAAUCCACACUGGGGACAGGACCACAGACCCCCCGGCUGACAUAUUCUCAGGCUAUAAAGAUGUCAGGCCAGCAGUUAACACAGGACGCACAAGCCACCCAAGGGGCAGAUCGUCAGACUACAAAGGUGACAGACCCACAGCCCACACGGGGGACAAUCCCAAGGGCCACAUCAAGGUCAGACACUCAGGCUACAAGGAGGGCAGGCCCACCACUGGGGUCAAACUCACAGCCCACAUGGGGAACAGGCCCCAGGGCUACAUGUAGGACCUUCAGUGAAAGUCAAGCUACCUGGGGCAGGCAGGAGAGGCGCUCACCUAGACAGCUUUUUCAGAUUAUCUCCCCCAGUGCUACCAAAUGAUUCCCUUAACCAGGAGCAGCUGUUCAGGUGGGGCUAUGUCUGUGUUGUUGCUCUGUUUACCUUUUUGGUAUCUA